Fomitiporia mediterranea MF3/22 is the source of this 1744-nucleotide messenger RNA. RefSeq names its product serine carboxypeptidase. Gene Ontology annotation, biological process: proteolysis. Gene Ontology annotation, cellular component: fungal-type vacuole. The transcript has 8 exons. The coding region runs from base 69 to 1652 and encodes 527 amino acids. NCBI's taxonomy places the organism in Eukaryota, Fungi, Basidiomycota, Agaricomycetes, Hymenochaetales, Hymenochaetaceae. The record is from RefSeq and is a predicted model, not a curated record. Gene Ontology annotation, molecular function: serine-type carboxypeptidase activity.
CUCGAGGUCUCGUUGCGUCUGCACUGGUUGCAGGCGCUGCUGCCGCAGUUUCAUAUGAUGUUCCCGAAAUGCAAACUGUAUUCGACGUUCUUGCGUCUGGAGAUUAUGCAGAUGUUGUACGCAACAUCGGUUCUGCUGCGGAGGCCUUUACAGACAUUAUUGAUGAGGGGCGAAAGAAUGUCCUAGACAAUGCAAAGAAGCUUGCCGGAGAAGCUGAGCAGACAAUCCAACGUUACUGGAAAGACGGCGCAGUUCGCGAGUUCAUUCAACAAUACGGGGUUUCUUACGAACGCUUCAAGCACCCUGAGUUUCGGGACUAUCAGAUUCGUGUGACCGAACCCAAGCUGUGUGAUCCAGAUGUACAACAGUACUCUGGUUAUCUCGACGUGACCGACGGAAAGCACUUAUUCUUCUGGUUCUUCGAGUCAAGGACGUAUCCUGAGACCGCUCCUCUAAUUCUCUGGUUGAAUGGUGGACCCGGCUGCAGCUCCUCCACUGGGCUCCUCUUCGAGCUCGGCCCAUGUCGUAUUGCAAAUGAUGGCCUCAACAUCACCUACAAUCCGCAUAGUUGGAACACCCACGCGAAUAUCAUCUUCCUGGACCAGCCUGUUAACGUGGGAUAUUCCUACUCAGACGACGGGUCGAGCGUUAACACAAGUCCUGCGGCUGGUGAAGAUGUAUUGGCUUUCUUGCAACUCUUCCUUACGCGCUUCCCGAAGUAUGCGGAUGCACCUUUCCACAUUGCUGCAGAGAGCUACGGUGGAACGUAUGCACCGAACUUCGCAAGCAUCAUCCACAAGCAUAACAAGGCGCUGGAAUUAUCGCCCAAAGAAAACGUUGUCAAGAUUAACCUUGCCUCCAUUAUGAUUGGGAACGGAAUGACAGAUCGCUAUAUCCAGGAUGCUUCGAUUCCGACAUUUGCUUGCGAGGGUCCAUUUCCUAUUUACGAUGACCCCAACGGUCCUGAAUGCCAAGCCUUGCGAGGGAAGGUACCGACCUGCCAGCGUCUCAUUAAUGCGUGCUAUAAAUACAAUUCGCGCCUUGCGUGCGUCCCUGCUGGAAUUUACUGUAACGCUCAGCUUUACGGGCCUAUCCAACAGAGCGGAAAGAAUCCAUACGAUGUCCGCAAGACGUGCGACCCUGAAAAGGACACGUCGCUCUGCUACAAGCAGAUGGGCUGGAUUGAAACAUGGAUGAACGAGGAGCAGAACAAGUUGGAUGUUGGUGCUCAUCCUGACGUCGAAUUUGCGUCUUGCAAUUUCCAGGUCAACCAGGCGUUCAUGUUGCAAGGGGAUAGUACUCACAACUCUGCGCUUCUGCUAACUGAUCUCGUCAACGACGGUGUCCGUGUUCUAAUCUAUGCUGGCAAUGCGGAUUAUAUGUGCAACUUCAUUGGUAAUGAAGCUUGGCUUGAGGCUAUGGGCAGCAAGUUCCAUGAUGCGUUCGCUGCUAGCGAAGCCCAACCUUGGAUAACGCUCUCUGGUGGUAAGAUUGCUGGUACAGUGCGCACUGCGGGUGCAAAUGAGUUCACCGCCGGAAACGUCACCUUUGUCACUGUCUACGACGCAGGGCACAUGGUGCCAUUUGACCAACCCGAGGCUGCUUUGGAUCUUAUCACAAGGUGGAUUUUCGAUGCCCCUCUUGGCAACUAAAGUCUUUAAUCAUGCGGAACGGAAGCUUUGCAUUGCUUCUCUUGCUAUGAUCUUGUUUAUACCGCGUGUCGAAUAACUUGCUAGAAUAAUCU